Messenger RNA from Caenorhabditis remanei, 267 nucleotides. RefSeq lists its product as uncharacterized. The transcript has 3 exons. NCBI's taxonomy places the organism in Eukaryota, Metazoa, Nematoda, Chromadorea, Rhabditida, Rhabditidae. Bases 1 to 267 code for a protein of 88 amino acids. The record is from RefSeq and is a predicted model, not a curated record.
AUGAAAUUCAUGUGGCGAACACUUCUACUCUCGACAAUUUUGCUCAUUUCCAUCACAUCUGCAUGCAACAAAAAUGGAGAAGGAUGUUUGUUAAUGAGAAAUGUUCUUCGUGAUCCACUUCGUCUCUCAACUUGGAAAGUUUCUUCACUCAAUCGGGCAAUCAAUCAGCUUCAAGCUUACCAACAGCUGUUUCAUGAAGACAAACGAUCUUCUUCUUCCUCUGACGAUGGUCAAUUUAUGGGAAUGAUGAGACGUCGUCGGCGAUGA